AUGGUUAGAGGGACUGAUGAGCACGGGUAUUCCUGCCUGCCCACUUUUUCGUACAUGAUCAACGUUCUUAAUGUUGGCACUACCUAUUCCAUCAUGGUGAACAAGGUCGAUUGUAGGUUUACGUGCUGCUUUUUAUCGUUGGGCCCUUGCAUUAGGGGAUUUACCCACAUGAGGAAGGUUAUUGUGGUUGAUGACACUCAUUUAUAUGGCAAGUACGAGGGCAUGCUACUAAGCGCGGUUGAACAGAAUACGGAGAACCAUAUUUAUCCCAUUGCCUUUUGCGUUAUUGACAAGGAGAACUAUGCAUCUUGGAUGUUCUUCUUUGAGAAGCUGAAGUCUAUUGUGAUCGAUGGACCAGAUUUAUGCUUUAUCUCUGAUAGGCACAAGAGCAUCGCCAACGGUAUCGUGAAAGCGUACAGCCAUGCUUAUCACGGGUACUGCAUGAGGCACCUAGGUGAAAAUCUCUGGGCAUAUUCUCCCGAGGAGUUUAGCGACCAUUUUGUGGAAUUCAAGAACUACUAUCCCGAGGUAGCCUUUUUCCUCGAGCAUGAGGUUGGUUUUGAGAAAUGGAGCAGGGCAUAUUUCUCCCGUAAUAGGUUUGACGUGAUGACCACAAAUAUUUCCGAGUCGGUGAAUGCUAUAUUGAUUGACGAAAGGGAGUACCCCGUGGUAUCCAUAUUCAAUUCGAUUGCCAAGUGGUUUGAUGAAAUAUUCAGGAAGAGGCGUGCCUACGGCCUCAAAUGUAAGGAUAACAAAUUUGUUUCGACCGUCGAAAAGAUCUUAAGAGACAAUAUGAGCGAGCGCGACUCCUUCUAUGUAGAGAACAUAAGUGGGGACGAAAGGAAGUUUGACCUGGUCAAAAUACCAUGUGUUCACGCGAUGGCCACUUUACGAUUGAAGCAUGGUGAAGAUUAUAGUUUGAGAGUCUAUUAUUACUCUUUACCCCUGUAUAAAGUGGAAGAGUACCUCCUUGCAUAUUCAGAAUCAAUUAAUGUUGUCCCUUUGAAGUCCGAAUGA
Molecule: messenger RNA, 1017 nt
Organism: Capsicum annuum
Lineage: Eukaryota; Viridiplantae; Streptophyta; Magnoliopsida; Solanales; Solanaceae
Exons: 3
Coding region: 1-1017 (338 amino acids)
Source: RefSeq, a predicted model, not a curated record